This is a messenger RNA of Hippopotamus amphibius kiboko, 1266 nucleotides long. RefSeq names its product transmembrane protein 182 (gene TMEM182). Lineage: Eukaryota; Metazoa; Chordata; Mammalia; Artiodactyla; Hippopotamidae. Gene Ontology annotation, cellular component: membrane. The coding region runs from base 213 to 902 and encodes 229 amino acids. The record is from RefSeq and is a predicted model, not a curated record. The transcript is spliced from 5 exons.
AGCUGCCGGGCUGGAGUCCCUCCAGGGCAGAGCAAAGGCAAUGCAAACCCACUGGCUGGGUGUGCGUGGGAAGCCACCAAAGCAAGAGCUAGGAGACGCUGCUCAAGAAGAUUCUGCCUACUCAAAAAUCUUUAUUCUUUUUUGUUGAGGAUCUAGGUGUCUGCUGUUUUUUAUUUUCUUAUUUUUUUUAAAGGGAAACCAGUGAAUUGAAAAUGAGGCUUAAUAUCGCCAUCUUCUUUGGGGCUCUCUUUGGUGCUUUGGGGGUUUUACUCUUUUUGGUGGCUUUUGGAUCAGAUUAUUGGCUUCUUGCAACUGAAGUGGGGAAGUGUUCAGGUGAACAGAAUAUAGAAAACGUCACUUUCCACCAUGAAGGAUUCUUUUGGAGAUGUUGGUUUAAUGGGAUUGUGGAAGAGAAUGAUUCCAAUAUCUGGCAGUUCUGGUACACCAAUCAGCCUCCAUGGAAGAACUGCACCCAUGCUUACCUGUCACCAUACCCCUUCACGCGAGGCGAGCACAACUCAACCUCCUAUGACUCUGCCGUUAUUUACCGUGGCUUCUGGGCAGUCCUGAUGCUUUUGGGGGUGGUUGCCGUGAUGACUGCCAGCUUUUUGAUCAUCUGCGCAGCCCCCUUUGCCAGCCAUCUUCUCUAUAAGGCCGGGGGAGGCUCCUACAUCGCUGCAGGCAUCCUGUUUUCCCUGGUGGUGAUGCUGUAUGUCAUCUGGGUCCAGGCAGUGGCUGACAUGGAAAGCUACAAAAACAUGAAAAUGAAAGACUGCUUGUAUUUCACCCCUUCUGUGCUAUACGGCUGGUCAUUUUUUCUGGCCCCAGCGGGGAUAUUUUUUUCUUUGCUAGCCGGAUUACUAUUUCUAGCUAUUGGACGGCAUAUUCAGUUACAUCACUAAUCAAAUUGUUGCCACCAGUAUUUUCUUGAGAAAUUUUAAAACAGAGCAUUUUUUUCAUUUCGUCUCCAUGAUCCCAGCAUAGAAUGAGUUGAUGUAACUUUUUAGCUGCUAUUUAAAUUAACCAUAUUACUUGUGAUUUCCUCUAAUAAGAGGGUCCUAGAAUCUCUCCAGACUCCAGAGUGCUUCCAUCUUACCUAAUUGCUCUCAAGAAUCUAGUUUUUUAGGGAGCAGGUAACAUCGGCCUUCCCUUCAAUGCACUUGUUAGAGUUUGCAGGUAACAAAGGCCUGAUAGUAGCAGAACACCACCACUGGGGGCAAAUCAUGAUUUGAUUUAAGCCUCCUCCUUGACAUUCAUUUAUGCUGC